AUGGAACGGAGGAGUCGAGGUUCAGAUCCAGGUUCCAGGUUCAGAUCCAGGUUGACACCCUAUUUAACAGAAGACUUGUUGGAAGAGAUCCUCUCCUGGCUUCCAGUGAAAUCUCUAACACGUUUCAAGUGCGUUAAAAAUUCAUGGUCCACUGCUACUUUCUUCCAGAAUCCAAGUUUCAUUGCCAAACAGCAGCGCCACCGUUUACAAACAAAUGCAGAUCUUGUCGUCGCGAGCUGCGACCUGAUGCACCUUGGGGACUGUCCGUGCAUCCUCAUCCUGAAAAUGUUGAUUCUCAAGGAGUACGCAUUGUUGGCACGAAGGAGAUUGUGGAGAGGAAGAGAAUCUAAGGUUGUUCGUUAUCCCAGAGUCCCUAAGUGUCCUGCCCAUCUUGCAAUACAACCUUCUCCAUGCAACCCUACUGGGACAAAUGCGGGAAUCACACAAAGCUGCAAUGUUGUUCAUGUUUACGACCUAAGUACUGGUUUCUGGAGGCAAAUAAUGAACUCUGUUUCUAUUGAUCAUUCAAACAUCACAUUGCUAGAUUAUUGUAAUUUUGUUUUCUUAAAUGGAGUUCAUCAUUGGUAUGGUUCCUCUGUCACUGACGACAAUGGAAAUCACAGUCUCCCACAGCGGGACAGCACUGUUUUUUCUUUUAUGAAAGAGCUUGCUUUGUUCAAUAAUUGCCUUGCUCUUAUUGUUUUUAAUGCUUGUCGUAAAAUACCAGAGAAAUACUUCAAUAUAUGGGUGAUGCGCGAAUAUGGGUUCGAGUAUUCUUGGACCAAAAAACUUGUUGUAGGAUCCCUCGAAGGAAUUCGGAGACCACUAGGAUUUGUCAGGAAUGAAGAGCUUAUUCUACUGCGUGACAAUGAAGAUCAUACAGUAGCUUUGUAUAUUGGUUCUCAAGAAAUGAAGAAUCUUCAACAUUCAGGGCUUCGAAACUCGUUCUACCCACGCUGUGCUCUGCUCUAUGUGGAGAGCCUAGUUUCAUUAAAUAGUGGAAAUGUGUUUUAG
Messenger RNA from Quercus lobata, 1014 nucleotides. RefSeq lists its product as uncharacterized. The transcript has 4 exons. Bases 1 to 1014 code for a protein of 337 amino acids. Gene Ontology annotation, molecular function: protein binding. NCBI's taxonomy places the organism in Eukaryota, Viridiplantae, Streptophyta, Magnoliopsida, Fagales, Fagaceae. The record is from RefSeq and is a predicted model, not a curated record.